GCCUCCUCUAGUUAUCUAGCUAAUCCCACAAUUCACGUUGGAUCUCUCAUUCUAUUCCUCUACUUUUUUGUUUUUUUUUUUUUUCACACAAAAAACGAGAGGGAAAAAUAGAGAGGGAGAAAGAGAGAGAAAAGAAAAAUCUAGCAUUCCCAGAGAGAAAACUGCAUUGGGAGUUCCCUUUGCAUGUCUCUCCUCCUUCGAUGGGUUGUGGGGUUUCAAAAUUUGACCACGCAGCAGGAGGAGGAGGAUGGCGUCAAUUAAGCAUUGUUCAUAAAAAGAGUGACGCUGCUGUGGUUGAUAACAUCCUAUUAUCCAAGUCAUUGCCUGAAGGUAGGGAAGGAGAAGGCCAUGCAAAGGGUCGUGGUAUGCAUAAAAAGGCGAAUUCCGAUGAAAAAGGAGGGAUGCAAAGGGGAAGGCUUCAAAGUAGUAACAAGGGUGAGAGUCUUGAGGACGAUGGAUAUAUACCUCAGUCUCUAAGUUUCAGGGUAUAUUGCAUUUCAUCUUUGGAGGAUGACAACAACCAAGGUGAUGGUAAUGCAGAGAAGAUGACGGACAAACAAGAAGGGGAUGGUGAAAGUAACAAGGGAUCAAGUACUCGAGUGAGAAGGAGAGCUAAGAUAGGAAAAGGGAUCAAGACGAUUUUAAGAGCAUAAGGUGUGCAAAUUGCAGGGUUUGGUUUGUUGGUGAGAUACUAGAACAACGUUGAAGGCUGCCGUCAUGUAAUGUAUAUAGGGCUUCAUUUGCUUUAUUUUUUUUUUUUCAUUUGCAGAUAUGUUUUCAGGUCUUGAAGGAACAUGACAUUGUUCCCCUAUUCUUUUCUUUGUUGUAUCAUAAAAGACCAUGAAAACUGACAUGUGACCUCAGUGUUUUUUUUUUUUUAUAUAUAUAUUU
This is a messenger RNA of Gossypium raimondii (Peruvian cotton), 891 nucleotides long. RefSeq lists its product as uncharacterized. Bases 201 to 653 code for a protein of 150 amino acids. NCBI's taxonomy places the organism in Eukaryota, Viridiplantae, Streptophyta, Magnoliopsida, Malvales, Malvaceae. The record is from RefSeq and is a predicted model, not a curated record. The transcript is spliced from 3 exons.